Messenger RNA from Sinocyclocheilus anshuiensis, 2366 nucleotides. Its product is annotated as kunitz-type protease inhibitor 1-like. The transcript is spliced from 10 exons. Lineage: Eukaryota; Metazoa; Chordata; Actinopteri; Cypriniformes; Cyprinidae. Gene Ontology annotation, molecular function: protein binding; serine-type endopeptidase inhibitor activity. Gene Ontology annotation, cellular component: plasma membrane. The record is from RefSeq and is a predicted model, not a curated record. Bases 287 to 1615 code for a protein of 442 amino acids. Gene Ontology annotation, biological process: epidermis development; extracellular matrix organization; epithelium development.
GUGUAGCGCGAGGGGGCGGAGUCUGGCUCAGGUGCGUGACGUCAGCACUUCCUGCUCGCGCAGGUAUCUCGGUAUCGGACACACCUGAAGCUCCGGAUCUGACUGCCGCAGUUUUACUCAGAAUCGACGACGCAUUUCCAUCGAAACUGCUUUAAACGACGGUUUAUGUCUGGCUAAUGAGGAAUUACACCGUUCUGGAGGAGACGAGCACUUGUAGAGCUGUUUAAUCGAUUGGUCUUGAAUCAUUUAUACAGGGAUUUUACUGGAGGUUUUGUUCAUUCGGAGAAUGACUCCGGCUCGGCUCUGGUUCUUCUGGACCGCGGUGGUUUUGCAUGUGGCUCCAUCAGAGGCUCAGGAUGAAGGGAAAUGCAUGGAUAAGUUCAGUCUUGGCAAAGAGGAUUUUGUGUUGGACGUAGAUGAAUCUGUGAAGGAAGGGGCCACGUUCCUGAGUUCUCCUCAAGUGUCUCGGCCUGAAGACUGUGUUCUGGCCUGCUGUAAUGAUCCAAACUGUAAUCUGGCUCUGAUUGAACAUGGAGAAAAUCCCAAAAGCAUCAGCUCGUGCUUCAUCUUCAACUGUCUGUACAAACAGAAGAAAGUCUGUCGCUUUGUGAGGAAGAAUGGCUUCAGCAACUACGUUCUGAUAUCUGUUUUUAAAGAUUACCUUGAGCAAAAAAAUUCAGAUUACGUUGUGCAACAGGUGCAAGAUGUGGAGGACAAACAUCCAGUCGCAGUGACCGGGCAGGACAGAGUCGUUCAGCCCAAAGAAGAUGUGGUUCUGAACGGCAUUGAGAGCAAAGACGAUAAAAAGAUUGUAAAAUAUGAGUGGGAAAAGGUGUCUGGAGACCCAUCAGCAGUUAUGACGGAAGGGCCAUUUGAGGAUUCAAUGACAGUCUCCAAUCUUUCUCCGGGGAUGUACAAGUUCAGACUCACGGUCACAGAUGACGCUGAUCAGACAGGAUCGGCCGAGGUGUCUAUUUUGGUCCUGACGCCAGAACAGUCACUCCAUCACUGUCUGGUGCCGAAGAAGGAGGGUCCGUGUCGAGGCUCUUUCCCACGCUGGCACUACAACGCCGUCACAGAGAAAUGUGAGCAGUUCAAGUUUGGAGGCUGCAAACCAAACCGCAACAACUACCUGGUGCUCAACGAAUGCCUGAACGCUUGCGACAAAGUUUCAGCUUCUGCUAAUCCACCGUCUGGAAGAUUAGGUCCGAUCCACGAUCAUCGUGAGCAGUGUGACGUGGUUUGCGGUCCAGAUCAUUUCUCAUGUUCAAAUAAAUGCUGCAUCGAGAAAGAGUUGGAGUGUGACGGGGAACUGCAGUGCAGCGACGGUUCGGACGAGGCUGAAUGCUCCAAACUGGACAGCAAGUUCCGUCGAUUGCUGGAUAUUCCUGUGGACAAAAGCAAAGGUGAUUCACUCUGUUCAGCUGCCAUCGUGAUCGCCAUCAUCCUGGGCUUGGCCAUCGCUGUCCUGCUGGUGGUUAUCGCAUGUUGCCUCCUGAAGGGAAAGAAGAAGCGCAGAAACAAACAUCAGCAUGUGGCCGUUAACGGUGGUCAUGUUCACAGCUAUGAGGAUUCAGAGAAACUCGUCUACAACAGCACAACCAAACCCAUCUGAGCAUUAACUCCGUUUAACAGGACAUCUACUCUUACUGCUGGAGCGUGAUGUGAAAAAUUCAUUUGUAUAUGCAAUAAUUAUUUGAUUUCUUCACUUGUUUUGAGUAGACGGGAUGGAAACUGUGCAGAAAGUUCGUUUGAUUUGCUUGUUUUGAGUUUAAAACGACUUUUAUUACCAGCGGCUUUUUCACUUUUCUUAUUUCUGUCCUUUGCUUUAUAUAUUAGCUUGUUGGAUUUUGCUCAGGGGUGAAUAUGUGUUGCAAUAGCGUGUAAUAAAGCCAGUUUUUAUGACCACAAAAAAUUAAAUCAAGAUUCUUGAGCCAUGUACUUUUAUUUUGCAAUACAGCUGUGCGAAGACUGGAUUGUUUUUUGUUUUUAUUUGAAAUGCUGCCUCUCAUCAGUUAAUUUUAAAGCCAUGUAAACAUUGCAUUACUAUCUAGAAAUUAGUUUUAUAUUUUAGUUUGAGAUAUGAGAUAUUGAUUAAUGGCUCUUUGUUGUGUAAACUCUUGUUUUGUUACAUUACGUUAGCUACAUUAGGAGUUUUAUUUUCUUUCUUUUUUAUUACUAUAUAUUGUUUUUGUUUAGUAAACUGAUGUUUUGGAUUCAGAAAUGACAUUUAUGGUGAAAAAUCAUACCCACACACUGCAAAUUUGUACAUAGACUUUUUUUUUUUAAUGUGUAUCAAAAACUUGCCUGAUGUGUAAACUAUUAAUCAUGGACAGUAUCAAUAAAACUAAUGUGUACAGACUGUG